GCUCCUUCCCUCCCUCAUCCGGGUCCUGGGCGAGCGGGCGCCGUGCGCGUGUCUCGCGGCCGAGCUGCUAAUAAAGUUGCACUGAGGGAAAGCGCAGCGACGGCGCCGGGGGAGUGCGUCCAGCCGGCGGGACUUGAACCAAUGAAAGAAUUUUAUGGCACUUAUGAAGAUAAAUGUCACUCCUCCCUUUUUAAUGGGAACUUCUGCUUAGAACCUGUAUAUGACUUUUCAUCUGUGAGCUGUUCUUUGAGUAGCCACUGACUUUGAGUUGCAGGAAGGUCUCUGAAGAUUUAUAUCAAAUGACGUCAAUGGCCAGCUUGUUCUCCUUUACUAGUCCAGCAGUAAAGCGAUUGUUGGGCUGGAAGCAAGGUGAUGAAGAGGAGAAAUGGGCAGAAAAGGCAGUCGAUGCUUUGGUGAAAAAGUUAAAAAAGAAAAAGGGUGCCAUGGAAGAACUGGAGAAAGCCUUGAGCAGUCCAGGACAGCCAAGCAAAUGUGUCACUAUUCCCAGAUCUUUAGAUGGACGCCUGCAGGUUUCUCACAGAAAAGGCUUACCCCAUGUUAUAUAUUGUCGUGUUUGGCGCUGGCCUGAUUUGCAGAGUCAUCACGAGCUAAAGCCGUUGGAUAUUUGUGAAUUUCCUUUUGGAUCUAAGCAAAAGGAAGUUUGUAUCAACCCAUACCACUAUAAGAGAGUGGAGAGUCCAGUCUUACCUCCAGUAUUAGUGCCUCGUCACAAUGAAUUCAAUCCACAACACAGCCUUUUGGUUCAGUUUAGAAACCUGAGCCACAACGAGCCGCACAUGCCACAAAAUGCAACGUUUCCAGAUUCUUUCCACCAGCCCAACAACACUCCUUUCCCCUUAUCUCCAAAUAGCCCUUAUCCGCCUUCCCCCGCUAGCAGCACAUAUCCCAAUUCCCCAGCAAGUUCUGGACCAGGAAGUCCAUUUCAGCUCCCAGCUGAUACACCUCCUCCUGCCUAUAUGCCACCAGACGAUCAAAUGGGUCAAGAUAAUUCCCAGCCCAUGGAUACAAGCAAUAACAUGAUUCCUCAGAUUAUGCCUAGUAUCUCCAGCAGAGAUGUUCAGCCUGUUGCCUAUGAGGAGCCCAAACAUUGGUGUUCAAUUGUCUACUAUGAAUUAAACAAUCGUGUUGGGGAGGCUUUUCAUGCAUCUUCUACUAGCGUGUUAGUGGAUGGAUUCACAGACCCUUCAAAUAACAAAAGUAGAUUCUGCUUGGGGCUGUUGUCAAACGUUAAUCGUAAUUCAACAAUUGAAAACACUAGGCGACAUAUUGGAAAAGGUGUUCAUCUGUACUACGUUGGUGGCGAGGUGUACGCGGAGUGCCUCAGUGACAGCAGCAUAUUUGUACAGAGUAGGAACUGCAACUUUCAUCACGGCUUUCAUCCUACCACUGUCUGUAAGAUUCCCAGCAGUUGCAGCCUCAAAAUUUUUAACAAUCAAGAGUUUGCUCAGCUUCUGGCUCAGUCUGUCAACCAUGGGUUUGAGGCGGUGUAUGAGCUCACCAAAAUGUGUACCAUUCGAAUGAGUUUUGUCAAGGGCUGGGGAGCAGAAUAUCACCGGCAGGAUGUUACCAGCACCCCGUGUUGGAUUGAGAUUCAUCUUCAUGGGCCUCUUCAGUGGCUGGAUAAAGUCCUUACUCAGAUGGGUUCCCCUCUGAACCCCAUAUCUUCCGUCUCAUAGUGCAGAAGUAGUCUUUUCAAUUAUAUUAUUCGUGGACUCGUUUUAAUUUUAGGGAAACUUUUCAGUACAGAUACUGUGAGCUUACAUGGAAAACAGAUAUUACAACUUUUUUUUUUCUACAUAAUUGUGACCAAUACAUUUGUAUUUUGUGACGAAUCUACAUUUGUUUGUUAUUCGUGUUCAUGUGAUUAACUCUCAAAAGUGUUGUGAAAAAUGUAAAGUAGAAGUAUUGUGCCCCAAAUUCACAGGUUUGGCGUUGAUCUUAAACUGGAACAUAAUUUUGCCUUAUUGUCCCAACAACCUGUUACUUGUUCAGUUUCUUGGAAAAAUAUAAUGCGUCACAUGAUGAAAAAUUAUAAUAGAAAAAGAAAGUAUGUGGUGAAAAUUCUUCCCUUCUCCUUUUAACCCUACAGGAAAUGUACUUUUUCCAGUUUCUUUGUCCUACCAGUGUUAAGAAAGUGUAGUUCGUUGUUUUCUGAAAGCAUGUGGUAGGAGCUGAAAAGAAACUAUAAAAAAAAAUUCUUCUAUUUGAAGGAACACUAUGCACUGCUCUCACAAGUAGUGUUCAGUAAAAGCAAAGUGAUAGUUUUCUAGAUGAUGUCAUAAAAUGUACAUUUACUACAGCUAAGUGUUUGUCAGUCUGUUGUGGCUUCAUUCAGUAUAUCUUUUGUAAAACAUUUCCUUUUUUUAAGAAAAAUUAUUGUAAACACCAGAUCUCCAGUAUAUGUCAUUUACUCCGAGUCUGUCCCGAGUACUACUUUAUAGCUAGUGCAUGCGCGGCCUUGUUCAGCUUGGCUACUUUUGGCCACUGUUGCAAGAACUCUAACUUUGACAUGCAUUAAUCUUCUGUUUUGCACUUUGAUGGGUGACAGUUUUUAGUGUAACCUUUUGUGUAACACACUCAAGUGACUUGGACUUCGAUGCUCAUCCUUACUUGGUACCCCUUUUGUAUUAACAAACACUGCGGUUUAUAGAUUACAGUUGUAGGAAGUUAGACUUUUUCUACCUUUUUUGUAUUUUCGACCUAGUUUAUAAGACUGUUAUUCUGUAGCUCCAAUGUAAGGUGCCUUUCUAAUUACCUACCACUCUCUGGGUGUCACUCGUGUUGGAAAGUCACAGACUCCUCCCAUUGCUGUUACUGGUGUCAGUUGCCCCUAGUAAGGAAAGGACCUGUGUGCGGUAGCCGUAAGAACCUCUUCGGUCUGACCCUGGGUUGGGGCUGCUGGUCUGGUACUUAAACGAGUAAGCAGUGGUUGUUGAGAUAGUUGAUUUUGAAGUAGUCACGUAUCAGAGAAUGCAGACUAUUCUCUCAGUUCCCACGAAUGCUCUGUUUUUUCCCAUUUAUUAGCACUUCCAUGGAUGCUAAUGUCCCAGAACACUAGUCCUCAGAGAGGAAAGACACGAAAAUUCUAAAAUACCUGUUCGUUCAGUCAUGCUUGAAGGAAGGACUUUUAACCUCUCUUUCUAGAGAGCAGCCAAAUGGACACUUGGUUAUGGCAUGAGAACAAAGAUGUAUUUUGAAAAAAAGUGACCUAAUUUACCUCUCAGAGAAAGCUAUUUUCUGGUGCCUUUUGAAAGUAUAUGGAGCCAUGUCAGUCUUCUAUUUAAAGUGCUAGUUUGGUUUGACUUUCUCUCCUUUGCCCUUUCUGCAUUUUUUGAGGAAAGGAGAAUACAGUUCCUUUUUUCUGUGACAUUAUUUAUUGCUUUUACAAAGUGCAGCCAGUGGAUGGCUUUAGUUCUGUCAGAUGAAGUGCCAUAUAUGUUUCAGCUCACAGUCCUUUGCUGGGUCAAAGGAUACUUCCUGACAGUCACCUGAGCCUUCAACAUAAGUAAGUUUUACGUGACCUGCAUUCUUAAUCUUCCACACUUGUGUCAGCCACAUGAAAGAGAAUUAUUUGCCUAGUGUUAGAACCUAGCUAUUUACGUCAUUCUUUUACUUACCAGGCUUAUGGCAUAAUCUUUGGAACAAAUGUGUAGGAAGAAACCACCCAGGUUGAAUGACGGAUACGUGUAAUCAACUUCCAUGGACUUGAACUGGUGGAAACUGUUGAAUUGUUUUAUUGAUGUUUUCAAUUGAUUUAAUUAAAAAUUGUUUUUAUUCGUGU
Molecule: messenger RNA, 3802 nt
Organism: Herpailurus yagouaroundi (jaguarundi)
Lineage: Eukaryota; Metazoa; Chordata; Mammalia; Carnivora; Felidae
Gene: SMAD5
Product: SMAD family member 5
Exons: 7
Coding region: 300-1697 (465 amino acids)
Biological process (GO): anatomical structure morphogenesis; transforming growth factor beta receptor signaling pathway; regulation of transcription by RNA polymerase II
Cellular component (GO): heteromeric SMAD protein complex
Molecular function (GO): RNA polymerase II cis-regulatory region sequence-specific DNA binding; I-SMAD binding; DNA-binding transcription factor activity, RNA polymerase II-specific
Source: RefSeq, a predicted model, not a curated record